UUGCUUCUUCAUUUCACCAACAUUUUCUUUCAAGAUUUUCGAAAAAAUUAGAAAGAAAAAUGAAGUCUGUUUUAUGGUUUAUUGGAUUAUGUUAUGUUUUGAUUAGCCAUGGAGUUGAAGCUUCUCAUAAUAUUUACUUGCAUCUUCAAUCAUAUCAAACCAACACCGUUCAUCAACCUUACAGAACUGGUUAUCAUUUCCAACCUUCCAAGAAUUGGAUGAAUGAUCCUAAUGGACCUAUGGUUUACAACGGAAUCUACCAUCUAAUGUAUCAAUGGAACCCUUUGGGUCCAGUAUGGGGUAACAUAGUAUGGGCUCAUGCAACAUCGACCGAUCUCAUAAACUGGCAACACCAUAAACAUGCGAUUUACCCUUCCGAAUCAUUUGAUAUCAAAGGUUGCUGGUCAGGUUCAGCAACAUUUGUACAAGGAAAACCGGUUAUUCAGUACACAGGAAUCAUCGAGUCAACUCAAUGGAACUACCAAGUGCAAGACAUGGCAGUGCCUAAGAAUUUAUCCGAUCCUUACCUUACAGAAUGGGUUAAGCCAGCUGAGUACAAUCCUGUAAUGAAACCCAUUGAUGGUAUCAAUGCUAGUUCCUUCAGGGAUCCAACUACUGGCUGGAAAGGUCCUGAUGGAAAAUGGAGAGUGGUAAUUGGAAGCAAAAUCGACCGUGAAGGAAUGGCGAUUUUAUUCCGAAGUGACGAUUUUAUUCACUGGACUAAAGCAGAACAACCUCUCCAUUCAGGAAAAGAAAUAGGAAUGUGGGAAUGCCCAGAUUUCUUUCCAGUGGCUGUUGAUGGGAAAAAGGGUCUUGAUACUUCGGUUCUCGGUCCUAAUGUUAAACAUGUUUUUAAGGUGAGCUUGGAUGACACCAAACAUGACUAUUACACAGUCGGUACUUACAAUCCUGUAACAGAUAAGUAUACUCCAGAUGAGGGAUCUGUUGAUAAUGAUUCCGGUUUGAGAUACGAUUACGGGAAGUUCUACGCUUCAAAAACGUUUUUCGAUAGUGAAAAACACAGGAGAAUAUUGUGGGGUUGGAUAAAUGAAUCUAGUAGUGUAGAAAAUGAUGCUGUAAAGGGUUGGUCUGGAGUGCAGGCGAUUCCUCGAGUUCUCUUGCUCGAUAAAAGCGGGAAGCAGUUGAAGCAAUGGCCAGUAAAAGAGCUAAAUGAACUCCGAGGUGAAAAAGUUUAUUUACAUAGUACAUUUCUUAAAGGAAGUUCAGUAGUGGAAGUUACUGGCGUAACAGCUUCACAGGCAGACGUAUUCGUCAAAUUUAAACUACCGAAGUUAGAAGAUGCAGAAACUUUUGACUCAAGUUGGAGUAACCCACAACUGCUUUGUAGUUCAAAACCAGCAUCAGUUCAAGGGAAGUCAGGGCCAUUUGGUUUAAUUGCUUUGGCUUCUAAGAAUUUCGAAGAACAGACGGCAAUCUUUUUCAGGAUAUUCAAUAACCAAAACAAAUAUGUUGUGCUCAUGUGCAGUGAUCAGAGCAGGUCAUCCACGGACGACACUAAUGACAAAACCGCUUAUGGAGCUUUUGUUAACAUCGAACCUAAUCAUGAUAAGCUAAAUAUAAGGAGCUUGAUUGAUCACUCUAUCAUCGAGAGUUAUGGAGUUGACGGAAAAGCUGUUAUAACAGCUAGAGUUUAUCCAACAAUUGCCAUUGACACUGGAGCUCGGCUUUAUGUAUUCAACAACGGAACUCAAGAUGUGAAGAUGUCUAGUCUAAAGGCAUGGAGUAUGAAGAAAGCUGAUAUCAGAUAUUUAGAGGAUUCAAAAACUUCAAACACUUAAAGUCUUAAGGCCGUAGCCGAGUGUUUGGGCGCCCAAGCCGAGAUUUUGCGGAAUGAGGCCCCUUCUACAAGUAUAUUGAUUUAUCGAAUGUACAUGUAAUAUAGUGCUAAAAUAAAAAUUGAUGGCCUGAAGAACUUGGGGGGCAAAAUGUAGCUGCAUGUAUCCCUCUAGCUGCCUCGCAGCUUGUAUAACAUAUUAAGCCCCACUUUGGGUUUUUUCUGUUUCUUUAAUUGGAAAAUGUGUUGUUUUUGAUCAACAUAUUUCUUCUUUUAUCGAUCAAGAAAAUGUUUCAUU
Molecule: messenger RNA, 2093 nt
Organism: Papaver somniferum (opium poppy)
Lineage: Eukaryota; Viridiplantae; Streptophyta; Magnoliopsida; Ranunculales; Papaveraceae
Product: beta-fructofuranosidase, insoluble isoenzyme CWINV1-like
Exons: 7
Coding region: 60-1799 (579 amino acids)
Biological process (GO): carbohydrate metabolic process
Molecular function (GO): hydrolase activity, hydrolyzing O-glycosyl compounds
Source: RefSeq, a predicted model, not a curated record